AUGAGACGGACCGUCUUUAGGUUGAGGCAAUUGCCUCCUACGACUGAUAGACUGGAUAUCAUCAACCUAUUGACGGAAUCCACCGGGGUCAAGGCUUCGGCAAUCAAGGUCUUCUCAUUGGCGCGUUCUGUUGAUAUAUAUAAUCCCAGCAGCAAAAUAGCGACACUGAUGUUUGAUCCUGAGAUUGACAUCUAUUUGUCCCUUAAAAUCUUCGCCACUGGGAACUCCGGCGAUGAGUGGAAAAUCAAGAUUGAUAACCUUCCACACACUCUUAUUUUGGACACUCAUUUUAGAGGCUUCACUCCACUUCAUGAUCCAGAAGACCACCAGGCAGAUUGCAUUGCGCUUUCCGGACUGGCCAGCCACCCGUUUGGCUCAUGGCAACAGAAGGAUGGGUCGAAAACAUUCAUGUGGAUUCGUGAUGCACUGCCCAAGUCCUUGCCGAGGGUGAGGCCAAUUCUAUAUGGAUAUGAUACUGUGUUACAGAACAGCAAUUCAUUCCAAUCUAUAUUGGAUAUCGCUUGUGGCCUCCUCAACCAGUUGCGAGCUUGUGGCUGGGCAUCACCAACUGCAAAGCCUCUCCUGUUCCUUGCGCAUAGCCUGGGCGGUCUCGUAUUAAAACAAGCCUUCGUAUCCCUCGCCAAUACUUUGCAAUCAGAUAACACGUUGAGAGGUUCAGUCAAAGGAGGCAUCCUGUUUGGUGCUCCUAAUUUUGGCAUGGAGCAGACAAGUCUGCUGUCUAUGGUGAGAGGGCAAUCUAACGAGGGGCUUGUUCGAGACCUAGCCCUAGGUUCCCAGUACCUCUCCCAUCUUGAUAAGCAGUUUGCUGGCCUAUCAUUUCUUCAGGACGCUAAAAUUUAUUGGGCCUACGAAACAAGACAGUCCCCAACAGUUAUGCAAGAUUCCGAUCAAAAUUGGUCUAGAAGUGGCCCAGAGAAGAUCCUUGUGACCCCUUACUCAGCAACUCGAGGUUUAUAUACUCGCAAAGAUCACACAGAAUAUGUAUUUCCCAUCAAUGAGGAUCACUCUACAAUGGUUAAAUUCUCAGAAGAUGACCACAUAUACUCUGUUCUCGUGCAUAAGUUAUCCUCUAUCAUGGAGAAAAUCGAAACCGAUAUUCGUCACGAACUUCUGCGGACUGGCUCAGCAUUGUACCAGGCAGUCGAAAUGGGAGAUGACUCUCUGUCGAUCGACACGUUUGAUGGCAUGCCACCAGAUAGUGAAGCUCCAAGCACUUCAAACGCCCCAACCAUGGAUGAGGUCCUAAAGUCUUUGGAAGUACCUGAACAGCAUCGUCGGUUAGAUGAAAUUGAAGAGAGGUUCAAGACAACUUUGGAUUGGGUUUUUGACCUUCCCGAGUCUGGUUUCAGUGAUUGGUUGCAGCAUGGCACGGGCAUCUUCUGGAUCAAUGGUAAACCAGGCUCUGGAAAGUCCACUCUGAUGAAGUUUAUUGUUCAAGAUACUAGAACGCACACGCUACUAUCGGAUUGGAAAACGAGACACUCUCCGAUAUACGUAUCCUUCUUCUUUCACCAUCGAGGCACAUCUGUACAAAAAUCAUUUGAAGGCCUCUUGAGAAGCAUUAUUCACCAGAUACUCAGCAGCCAGCCGGAUUUCAACACAAUACUGACUCAGUUCAUUGAAGGAGGUGACUUUGUAUCCUCUGACUGUUGGACUCUGCUCAAGCUUCAGACUGUAUUGCAUGAAAUACUUGAGCAAACAGCUAUACCUUUGCAUCUCACCAUAUUCCUCGAUGCCCUCGACGAGUAUGACGGACCAAAAGAGUUCAUUUGCAGAUUCUUAAUCGAUAUUGCAAAUAUAGCUCAAACACCUACUAAAGACAUUCGCGUCUGUUUCUCUAGCAGACCCUGGGACAUCUUUGUUGCCAACUUCCAGAAGUACCCCACCCUCCGGCCUGAGGAUUUCACUCGAGAGGAUAUCAUGAGCUACUGCCUCAACUCCCUCAAGAAUGAAGAGAUUUCAUCCUCAGACUAUGAGAGCCUGAUCACCGAGUUAGUUGGUCGCUCUCGGGGCGUAUUUCUUUGGGUUAAACUGGUAGUGAAGGACCUCGCUAUAGCUAUCCAGAAUAACCAGAGCAGGGAGGAGCUGGGGAAAUAUCUUCGGUCGCUGCCUAUCGAGCUCGAUGACUACUACGCCGAGAUUAUUACCCGUAUCCCUCUCUCCCACAGAUGGAAGACCUACGCAAUGCUUGAAGUGGCAGUUCGGCCAGAGGAACCCUUGGAGGCCAGAGAAUUCAUAUGUGCUGUUGAGUGCUCAGACUGCAAAACGUACCAGGCCGGUAUCGCCACACUGCUGAAGUUUCGGGAAUACUCAGAUAACAAUUUCUCGGGCUUUACCCAACGAAGAUCCAAGUUCCACUGUGGGGGCCUAGUCGAAGUCCUGACUACUGGGACUGUCCAGGUCCUCCACCAAACCGUUGUUGACUUCGUUUGUGAUACAAAAUUCAAAAGCUUGAUCCUUCAAGAACGCGCAAAGAUCACAAUGGAUAACGGAUGGACUUUCUUGGCAAAGUAUCGAUUGUUGGAAUCGGAAAUUGUCGAAAGCCAGGGCUGGCAUAUUACAAAAGCCGUGAGAUAUUCGAUCGAGUCAGAAAUGACAACUGGGCGUGGCCUCAAGUUGUUCUUGGACACUUUUCCUCCAUCAUUCUUUUGCAGAGGAGGUGGCGAUGAUUCUUGUUCGACUACAGCAUUUGGCUUUGCUACGCUUACGGGACUUCGCUUAUACAUGAUCGAGACGUUGGAGGUUGAUCCCCAAGCCUUGGACAACUGCCCGGAUCCUCUGUUGGCUUUGGCUGUCACUCGACUCGCAAACUUUCCUGAUAAGGACAUCAUAGCAACGACUACGCUCAUUUUGCAGAGAAGAGGCGAAUGGGUGCGACGACUGGAUAUCACAGUCCCUGUAAUGCGAACAAUAUUAAAAAGAAACACGUUGUUUCAGUGGGUAGCUGGACACGAAGAUGCUGACUUCGACCUUGUCAAUUUGCUAAUUGACUGGGGAAUAUCUCCCGACAUUGAUCUUGGACAGAUCCGUGAGCACAGGUGGGCUCUGGUCAAGGUAAGCCUCAUGAACAUCAAAGAUGCCGCCAUUGAGUAG
Molecule: messenger RNA, 3114 nt
Organism: Clonostachys byssicola
Lineage: Eukaryota; Fungi; Ascomycota; Sordariomycetes; Hypocreales; Bionectriaceae
Source: the annotation of a GenBank genome assembly